Molecule: messenger RNA, 3127 nt
Organism: Cavia porcellus (domestic guinea pig)
Lineage: Eukaryota; Metazoa; Chordata; Mammalia; Rodentia; Caviidae
Gene: Mark3
Product: microtubule affinity regulating kinase 3
Exons: 19
Coding region: 121-2547 (808 amino acids)
Biological process (GO): microtubule cytoskeleton organization; protein phosphorylation; intracellular signal transduction
Cellular component (GO): plasma membrane; cytoplasm
Molecular function (GO): ATP binding; tau-protein kinase activity; protein serine/threonine kinase activity
Source: RefSeq, a predicted model, not a curated record
CACGGGGGCGCGGCCCGGGCCAGGCCGGGGAUCUAGAGCGAGGCCCGCUGCCCGCCGGGCGCCCAGGGCCGGGCGCUUCCCUUUUCGCCCUCGCGACCUGCAGCAUCGAAGCGCACUAAGAUGUCCACGAGGACCCCCUUGCCCACGGUGAAUGAACGAGACACCGAAAACCAUACCUCGCUUGGAGAUGGACGGCAAGAAGUCACCUCCCGCCCUGGGCGCUCUGGAGCUCGGUGUAGAAACUCGAUAGCUUCCUGUGCAGAUGAACAGCCUCACAUAGGAAACUACAGACUAUUGAAAACAAUCGGCAAGGGGAACUUUGCAAAAGUGAAAUUAGCGAGACACAUCCUUACUGGCAGAGAGGUUGCCAUAAAAAUAAUUGACAAAACACAGUUGAAUCCAACAAGUCUACAGAAGCUCUUCAGAGAAGUAAGAAUAAUGAAGAUUUUAAAUCAUCCAAACAUAGUAAAGUUGUUUGAAGUCAUUGAAACUGAAAAGACACUCUACUUAAUCAUGGAGUAUGCAAGUGGAGGUGAAGUAUUUGACUAUUUGGUUGCACAUGGAAGAAUGAAGGAAAAAGAAGCAAGAGCUAAAUUUAGACAGAUCGUGUCUGCAGUGCAAUAUUGCCACCAAAAACGGAUCGUUCACAGAGACCUCAAGGCUGAAAAUCUAUUGUUAGAUGCGGAUAUGAACAUUAAAAUAGCAGAUUUUGGUUUUAGCAAUGAAUUUACUGUUGGCAAUAAACUAGACACGUUUUGUGGUAGUCCUCCAUAUGCAGCCCCAGAGCUCUUCCAGGGCAAGAAGUAUGAUGGGCCAGAGGUGGACGUGUGGAGUCUUGGCGUGAUUCUCUACACCCUAGUUAGUGGGUCGCUUCCCUUUGAUGGACAAAAUCUGAAGGAACUGAGAGAAAGAGUAUUAAGAGGGAAAUACAGAAUCCCUUUCUACAUGUCCACAGACUGUGAAAACCUUCUCAAACGCUUCCUGGUGCUAAACCCAAUUAAACGUGGCACUCUAGAGCAAAUCAUGAAGGACAGAUGGAUCAAUGCAGGGCAUGAGGAAGAUGAACUUAAACCAUUCAUUGAACCAGAACUAAACAUCUCAGACCAGAAAAGAAUAGAUAUUAUGGUAGGAAUGGGAUAUUCACAGGAAGAAAUCCAAGAAUCUCUUAGUAAAAUGAAAUAUGAUGAAAUAACAGCUACAUAUUUGUUGCUGGGGAGAAAAUCUUCUGAGCUGGACGCUAGUGACUCCAGUUCUAGCAGCAACCUUUCACUUGCUAAGGUGCGGCCAAGCAGCGACCUCAGCAGCAGCACCGGCCAGUCUCCUCACCACAAAGUGCAGAGAAGCGUUUCUUCCAGCCAGAAGCAGCGGCGGUACAGUGACCAUGCUGGACCAGCUAUUCCUUCAGUUGUUGCAUAUCCAAAGAGGAGUCAGACCAGCACUGCAGACAGUGACCUCAAAGAAGAUGGAAUUCCCUCCCGAAAAUCUAGCAGCAGUGCUGUGGGAGGAAAAGGGAUUGCGCCAGCCAGCCCCAUGCUUGGGAAUGCAAGUAAUCCCAACAAGGCAGAUAUUCCUGAACGCAAGAAAAGCCCUGCUGUCACCAGCAGUAAUACAGCGUCUGGUGGAAUGACCCGGCGAAACACUUACGUUUGCAGUGAGAGAACUACUGCAGACAGACACUCAGUGAUUCAGAAUGGCAAGGAGACCAGCCUGACGGAAGUGUUCGCUUAUGCAGCUAGCCCUGCCUCUGUCUGUGCCACAUCUUCCACCUGUCGGCUGAGACAUCAGAAGUCGAUGUCCAUGUCAGCCUCUGGGCACCCCAAGAUGAUGGUACCUCCAAUAGACAGUGAAGGAGAUAACUUCAAAGCUAUCACUGUUCCUGAUCAGAGAACUCCAGUUGCUUCAACCCACAGUAUUAGCAGUGCGGCCACCCCAGAUCGAAUUCACUUCCCACGAGGCACUGCCAGUCGUAGCACUUUCCACGGCCAGCCCCGGGAGCGGCGAACCGCAACGUAUAAUGGCCCACCUGCCUCACCCAGCCUGUCCCACGAAGCCACACCACUGUCUCAGACUCGAAGUCGAGGUUCCACUAAUCUUUUUAGUAAAUUAACUUCAAAACUCACAAGGCGAAACAUGUCAUUCAGGUUUAUCAAAAGGCUUCCAACUGAAUAUGAGAGGAACGGGAGAUAUGAGGGCUCAAGUCGCAAUGUGUCUGCCGAGCAAAAGGACGAGAACAGAGAAGCAAAGCCUCGCUCUCUGCGCUUCACCUGGAGCAUGAAAACCACUAGUUCCAUGGACCCCAGUGACAUGAUGCGGGAGAUCCGCAAAGUGCUGGACGCCAACAACUGCGACUACGAGCAAAGGGAGCGCUUCCUGCUCUUCUGUGUCCAUGGCGAUGGGCAUGCCACUGAGAACCUGGUGCAGUGGGAGAUGGAAGUGUGCAAGCUGCCAAGACUGUCUCUGAACGGUGUCCGGUUUAAGCGGAUAUCAGGGACAUCCAUAGCUUUCAAAAAUAUCGCUUCCAAAAUUGCCAAUGAGCUAAAGCUGUAACCCAGUAACUAUGGUGUAAACUAAGUAGCAACUGAAAGUGUUUCCUGACACUGACGGAAAUGUAUAGAGUAAUAUUUAGGCAAUAACAUCUGCACCCUCUAAAUCGUGACAUUAAGGUCUGAGGACGUGCGCACGCUGGGAGCAGACGCUGGCCUUCUCUACGAAUGCACUACAUUAAAGUCAUGUGACCUGUGCCUCUGUCUUGUUUCCAUUGCCCUGGGAAUCCUUGUGUGCCACGGUGGCCACGCCUCGAGUGUGGUGUGAGUGCAGGGGUGUGGGCAGCAGUGUGUGCGAAGCAUCUCCUCACACUCAGCCGGUGUUGUCACUAGUACCUCUGCAGGAGAUCUUUUGGUGCUAAACUUCACAAUUGCCAAGGAGGAAAAUACUGAAUUACUGCUAAGAAUUAACCUUAAACUAGUUGAUAAUUAAUACAGGUUUACAGUUCAUGCCUGUGGUUUUGUGUUUGUUUUGUGUUUUUUUAGUGCAAAAAGGUUUAAAUUUAUAGUUGUGAACAUUGCUUGUGUGUGUUUUUCUAAGUAGAUUCACAAGAUAAUUAAAAAUUCACUUUUUCUCAGUAAAA